This is a messenger RNA of Leptomonas pyrrhocoris, 1671 nucleotides long. RefSeq names its product proteophosphoglycan ppg4. The record is from RefSeq and is a predicted model, not a curated record. The transcript has a single exon. Bases 328 to 1671 code for a protein of 447 amino acids. Gene Ontology annotation, molecular function: protein binding. Gene Ontology annotation, cellular component: plasma membrane. Lineage: Eukaryota; Euglenozoa; Kinetoplastea; Trypanosomatida; Trypanosomatidae.
GAUAAUCUACGGCUUAACGAUAACUGCUUUUUUUUUCUUAAAAAGACUGUUUUGUUUUCGUUUUCCUCUCAUUGACUGCGCAACACACCAGUGCUGCUCAAACAUAAAAACGAAAAAGGACUCUCUUUUCGUUUCCAGACGCCCGCCAUUGCGUCUUGAACACACAAGCCACACAAACUCACACAACGGUACGCGCUAUCGAUGACCGCAUCUUCGCAGGUGCUGCAGAGUCGUCGACGCACGGCGUGGCUCCUUGCUGCUCUGCUGGUUGUGCUGUGUGCGUGCGGAACCACCGCGACCGCAGCAGCAUCCUCGUCUGCCGACGUCAUGUACAUGUGCAAUGGAAAGGUUCCCUUCUACAACGAUACACAGAUCGAGGACACUCGCAACUUCUUGAUGCCUUUGCUGGAGCCCAUCUUCCCUCUCUCGCGGGACUGCCCAAACUUUUGUGCUUGGGAGUGCGUAAGCUGCUCGUCGUCCGGUGUGGAGGUAACGAUUCACGGAAGUAGCAUGUUUGGAAACCUGCCUGACGUGCCGAAGUUGGUCACUGGGGCAAAUGUGAAGGUGACCAAGCUCGACUUUUCUGGGGAGGAUGGACUCCUUGGGCAGCUGCCCUCGAGCUGGUCCACGCUGAAAGGGCUGAAAUUCGUUUCGGUCGUGGGCACCAGAAUCAACGGCCCUCUGCCUGACGCGUGGUCCGCGCUGACGAAUCUCGAGUACGUGGACUUCAGCUGGUCACUGAUAGCCGGCACGAUGCCUGAAUCAUGGUGUGCGCUGACUAAGCUGCAAGUAUUCCGCGCCAAUGGACUGAGUAUGCAUGCGUCGCUGCCUUCGUCGUGGGCAGCAAUGAGCGCUUUGACCGAAUUUGACAUGCGCAACUGCGGGCUCACCGGCACCCUGCCAGGGGGCUGGAGCGCGCUCUCCAACCUGAAGACGCUGCUUCUAGACAGAAGCAACCUCGAAGGCAGCAUCCCCGAGUCGUACGGCUUCAUGCGCAGCAUCGUGACGGUGAAUCUGCAGGGCAAUACCUUUUGCGGGUGCCUGCCAACCGCGUGGACCACUUCGUCGUCGACAGUGAGGGUGACGGCGGACGCUGCAGUGACAGCUGCGAACUGCUCUACCGCAAACAGCUGUUUUCCGCUCUCUUCGUCUAACCGGGUCAGCAGCAGCUCCGCCCCGCCGUCGGCGGCUUCGUCGUCGUCGUCCUCUGUGCCGUCCGGCUCGAGCAGCAGCAGCUCCGCCCCGCCGUCGUCGACUUCGGCUUCGGCUUCGUCGUCGUCGUCCUCUGUGCCGUCCGGCUCGAGCAGCAGCAGCUCCGUGCCGUAUUAUUCGCCGAAUCAGGUGGCGUCCACACGGAUUGUGAUCAGCAGCCUUUUCCAAAGCCUCCAGAUUCUCGAACAGCGCUGGCCGUAUUCAAACUACUGCACGUGGACGGGAGUGGAGUGCUAUGCAGAGGGUAUGGUGGUAUCCUUAAGUAACCGGGGCCUGGUGGGCACACUGCCGUCGCUGCCAAGUGACCUGAAUGUCAGCGACGUCGUGCUGACGAAGCUGGAUGUGAGCGAAAACCCUAACAUCACCGGGACGAUUCCUAUUGGGUGGGUUCUGCUGCCGAACCUCCUAGAUUUUAACGUGUACGGCUGCGGACUCUCUGGUAGCCUUCCAGGAGAGUAA